This is a messenger RNA of Drechmeria coniospora, 828 nucleotides long. RefSeq lists its product as uncharacterized. Lineage: Eukaryota; Fungi; Ascomycota; Sordariomycetes; Hypocreales; Ophiocordycipitaceae. The transcript has a single exon. The record is from RefSeq and is a predicted model, not a curated record. The coding region runs from base 1 to 828 and encodes 275 amino acids.
AUGCGUGGCCGAGUGCCGCCGGGGAUGAUGGUAGAGACCGAGUGCAACGCAGCGACGAGCGACAAACAUGUUCGAGUUUGCGUUCUCGAAUCCCGAGUUCCCGGUCGAGGCUCCAGCAGAGCAAGGAUGCCCGUCCGGGGGGUGCGGCGACGAGCAUCGAGGAGCUUGUCAUCGAGGAGCUCGUCAUCGAGCCGACCUUUUCACCCCACCGGUCGGUACGGCCGUGCCGCGACCACCCAGGCGUACGGCGGCUGUGCUUGGACCGACGGCACGCAAGCUUGGUACGUCGGACCGCAUCGUGCACGGUUUUGCAGCACCUGGACAGGUCCGAAUGCUCGGCACAGCGCAGCCGCCGGUGGCAUCGGCCGUCUCGCGGGAUCACUCGAUGGCACGGCCACGGAUGGGAUUGGUUCCCGGGAAUCUGCUCGUCAAGGCGUGUCCGUAUUAGCAUUCGCUCGCAUCCAGCCAUGGACCGCAGCCGCCAUGGCUGAGUGUUCCGGCCCCAAAGGACCCCUUCUCCCUCCCCUUGCCGCUCGUAUUCCUGCCAUCCGUUCUUUUACGCUUUCCUCCUCAUCCGCGCGCGCACGGGAAUCGGUGCGGCGGCGUCUCAUGGCCCCAUUCUCGUUCCUCGGCACCGACAUCCUCUGCCACGGUGGCUACCGGGCUGCAGACGCCCGGCGCGGGUCCCACGCUCGACGACGCCCAAGGUACGGCCGAGCCAAAGGUGUCAAGCACGGCGAGUGGAGUCGUCGGUACGGACGGAACGGGUUGCUCAUGGUUACUUCAGUCCAACGUCGUACCCAGGUACAGAUGCGGCGACGGGCGUGA